AUGAGCAGCCAAAGCCUGAAAGAGAUGUCUGAUGCUCACACUCACAGCAGCCCUCUCCUGGCAGAGCCUCUUUCCAGCAGAUACAAACUCUAUGAGUUGGAGUUUCCCAGCCCAAGCUGUCCCCCCAACUCCCAGGAUGCACACCCAGCCCUGCCUCUUCUAGAAAUGCCUGAAGAAAAGGGUCUCCGGUCAUCCAACGAAGAAAGCCACAUUGUGAAGAUUGAAAAACCCAAUGAAAAGGAUACACGAAGAGAAAGUGGGGCAGCCCCCCAGGGCCCUGCAGGCCAAGGGGGCAUCGGUCUCUUCCAGGCAGUGGGCUACCUCACAGGCGAGAUGAAAGAGUACAGGAGCUGGCUGAAAGAUAAACCCCUGGCCUUCCAGUUCACAGACUGGGUUCUGAGGGGGGCCGCUCAGGUGAUGUUUGCCAACAACCCUCUCAGCGGGUUCAUCAUCUUCAUAGGGCUCCUGAUCCAGAACCCCUGGUGGAUGAUUACGGGAGGUCUGGGGACCGUGGUGUCAACUUUAACUGCCCUCAUCUUGAGCCAGGACAGGGCCGCCAUUGCCUCGGGUCUGCAUGGGUACAACGGGAUGCUGGUGGGAAUGCUGAUAGCAGUGUUCUCUGAGAAGUUAGACUAUUACUGGUGGCUUCUGCUUCCUGUGACCCUCACAGCUAUGUCCUGCCCCAUCUUUACCAGUGCCUUGAGUUCCAUCUUCAGCAAGUGGGACCUCCCUGUCUUCACCCUGCCCUUCAACUUCGCCUUGACCCUGUACUUGGCAGCCACCGGCCACUACAACCUCUUCUUCCCCACGACGCUGGUGGAGCCUAUGUCUUCAGUGCCCAACAUCACCUGGUCGGAGAUUGAGAUGCCCCUGCUGCUACAAGCCAUCCCUGUCGGGGUCGGGCAGGUGUACGGCUGCGACAACCCCUGGACAGGUGGUGUGUUCCUGGUGGCCCUGUUCAUCUGCUCGCCACUUAUUUGCUUGCAUGCAGCCAUUGGAUCAAUUGUGGGGCUGCUUGCAGCCCUGACGGUGGCCACGCCCUUCGAGACCAUCUACCUGGGCCUCUGGAGUUACAACUGUGUCCUCUCCUGCAUCGCCAUUGGGGGCGUGUUCUACGCCCUCACCUGGCAAACCCACCUGCUGGCCCUCGUCUGUGCCCUGUUCUGUGCAUACAUGGGAGCAGCCCUCACCAACAUAAUGUCAGUGGUUGGUGUGCCACCAGGCACCUGGCCCUUCUGCCUCUCCACACUCACCUUUCUGCUCCUGAUGACCAACAGCCCCACCAUCUACAAGCUCCCACUCAGCAAAGUCACCUACCCAGAGGCCAACCGCAUCUACUACCUGACAGUGAAAAGCCAAGAAGAAGAGAAGUCCUCCAGUGGCAACACUGAGGCAGAGCCACCCUCAACGAGCCCCAAGGCAGAUGAGGGCUUGGAGGCCGUGCUUCCCAAGCCCAGGAACGUGUUCCAUAUCGAGGGAUCAUCCAUCCACAGGAAGAGCAAAGAGGUCCUAACUGAUGGUGCUCUCUUCUUCCGACUCGUGUUUGGUAAAGGUGAGCAGCAGGAGAGACACCCCAAAGACCCUUCUCCCCACCUAUUCCGGAAGCCCACGGUCGAGUUGCUGGAUCUGGACACCAUGGAGGACAGCUCCGAGAUAAAGGUAGAAACAGGCAUCUCCAAGACUUCCUGGACUCGGAGUUCCCUGGCUGCCAUCGGGAAGAGGGUCCGCAAAACCCUGGGGUACAUCACCGGAGAGAUGAAGGAGUGUGGGGAGGGUCUUAAAGACAAAUCCCCGGUGUUCCAGUUCCUCGACUGGGUGCUCCGGGGCAUGUCCCAGGUGAUGUUUGUGAACAACCCCCUCAGCGGCAUCCUCAUCGUCCUCGGCCUCUUCAUCCAGAACCCCUGGUGGGCCAUCUCGGGCUGCCUGGGCACUGUGGUGUCCACCCUGACAGCCCUCAUCCUGAGUCAGGACAAGUCCGCCAUCGCAGCUGGACUUCACGGCUAUAACGGGGUGCUGGUGGGGCUACUGAUGGCCGUGUUCUCAGACAAAGGCGACUAUUUCUGGUGGCUGCUACUCCCGGUCAUCGUGAUGUCCAUGUCUUGCCCCAUCCUCUCCAGUGCCCUGGGCACCAUCUUCAGCAAGUGGGACCUCCCGGUCUUCACGCUGCCCUUCAACAUCGCCGUGACCCUGUACCUGGCGGCCACAGGCCACUACAACCUCUUCUUCCCCACGACGCUGCUGCAGCCGGUCUCCUCCGUGCCCAACAUCACCUGGUCAGAGAUCCAAGUGCCCUUGCUUUUGAGAGCCAUCCCUGUUGGAAUCGGCCAAGUGUACGGCUGUGAUAACCCCUGGACUGGAGGCAUUUUCCUCAUAGCUUUGUUCAUAUCAUCGCCUCUAAUUUGCUUGCACGCUGCGAUCGGAUCUGCCAUUGGGAUGUUAGCAGCUCUCACUCUUGCGACGCCCUUUGACUCCAUCUACUUCGGACUGUGUGGCUUCAACAGCUCGCUGGCCUGCAUCGCCAUAGGAGGCAUGUUCUAUGUCAUCACCUGGCAGACGCACCUCCUUGCCAUCGCCUGUGCACUAUUUGCAGCCUACCUCGGUACCGCCCUGGCUAACAUGUUGUCUGUGUUUGGAUUACCGCCCUGUACCUGGCCCUUCUGCUUCUCCGCACUCACCUUCCUGCUCCUGACGACCAACAACCCCGCCAUCUACAAGCUCCCACUCAGCAGAGUCACCUACCCAGAGGCCAACCGCAUCUACUACCUAUCCCAGGAGAAAAACAGAAGAGCAUCGACCAUCACAAAGUACCAGGCUUACGAUGUCUCCUAA
Rangifer tarandus platyrhynchus (Svalbard reindeer) is the source of this 2829-nucleotide messenger RNA. NCBI's taxonomy places the organism in Eukaryota, Metazoa, Chordata, Mammalia, Artiodactyla, Cervidae. The record is from the annotation of a GenBank genome assembly.